GAGAGAGAGAGAGAGAGAGGAGGAACUCUGCUGUGCCCCCUACCCCAUCCCUCCACCCCCUAUCUCUUUACAGGACUGCCAGCCCGUCUAGAGUUAUUCCAGGAAUGCGUUGAACAUGGCUGCCGCGAUGAAGGCGCAGAAAACGGGACUGCUGGAACUUCGACUGACCGUGGACCGCUGGAUCCGGGUGUUGGCCACUCUUACCGAGGACACGCUCACUGUAAACCCCGGAGAGGGUGUCGAGGAGCCCGCGAAGCCGAACCCAAGCACGGUCGGUGCUAUCAACGGAGACCCCCCGAACCUAAGCUUGUCCCCGGUCCCGGAAACCAUCACCAACGUGAAGCGCACCGUGCGAGUUACCAAGCAAGAUGUUGGAGGACUCGGCAUUAGUAUCAAAGGCGGGAAGGAGAACAAGAUGCCAAUCCUCAUCUCCAAGAUUUUUAAGGGCCUGGCUGCUGACCAGACUGAGGCGCUUUAUGUUGGUGACGCCAUAUUGUCUGUCAAUGGUUAUGACUUACGGGAGGCAACACAUGAUGAGGCUGUGCAAGCGCUGAAGAAAACUGGCAAAGAAGUCAUCCUUGAAGUGAAGUACAUCAAGGAGAUGUCGGCCUUCUUUAAAAACUCUGGUUCCCCUGGGGGCGGCCUCCCCUGGGACUCUCCCCCCUCCACACCUCAGAGGGGCUCUGAACUCUCACCCGCUGAGGUGAAGGAGCCCCGCAGCAUCCCGCUGAGCAUGUGCCAGGUGUCCCGAAAACAGUGCCCCCCGGACACGGAGAACAGGUAUUUCGAGGUGAUUUCUGCCAGCAGAAAGAACUCUGUGUUCCUGCGAGCAAAGGACCCAGCCAUGGCUCAGUCCUGGUACAACGCCAUCCAGACUGGAGCUGCCAACCUUUUACCACGAGUGAAGGAGGAGAUGAAGAGCAUGCAACUUGGCAUUGAGGUCAAACAUCUGGGCUGGAUUACAGAGCAGGUGAUCCAGGGUCCAGAGAAACCUGUACUGGCCAUGUUGACCGACAGAGACCUGCUCCUGUAUCCCUCUUUGCCCGAAAGCAAAGAGAGCCUCGGCAGCCCCACCAAGAGUCACCCGCUCAUUGCUACCAGACUGGUCCACUCCGGCCCAGGAAAAAGUUCUCCUCUCCUGGACUCCGACCUCUCAUUUGGCCUGCGUUCGGGGACUAAGCAAGGCGUGGAGACCCAUGUGUUCCGGGUGGAUUCUGCCAAGGAGCUGUCCACCUGGACUCAUCUGCUGGUGGAGGGCAGCCAUAAUGCUGCUGAGCUCAUCAAGGAGGUCACCACGGCCUGUAGUUGGAACGGGAAGGAGUGCACCCUGGGAGUCCACAUUGAUGAGGGUUUCACACUAUUCACUGACGAGAUGGGUGUCAGGAAAAGCAUUCUGCUUCAGCAGCCCUUCGAGCGCCUAAGAAUGUCCUCAGACGACGGGGUUCGUAUGAUGUUCCUCGACUUUGGAGGCCCGGAAGCCGAGAUUCAACUGGACCUCCACUCUUGCCCCAAGACCAUCGUCUUCAUCAUCCACUCGUUCCUGUCUGCUAAGGUCAAGCGACUUGGCCUGCUGGCAUGAUAAUGGCCGACCACCAUGGAACAUCAACAAUAGUAAUGUUUAAUAAAACACACAGCCAGAGGACUUUUGAAACACCGGAGGACGUGGUCGUUCUUUUCGGCCCUUCCUCGGCCUCUAAAACGAUCGUCUCUGGUCGAGCACCUGCUGGUCUUUCUGGGGGAAUGAAGAGAAAACUGCAACAUUGAUGGACCUUUGUUGAACAUGUAGUCGUAAGGUAAAGAGAGGUUUUACAGAUCAGCAGCCACUUAAGGGAUCUGACAUCUGUCAAAUCCGUUGCGGUGGGUCAUCACACUUAACGAUGGCAAACUGUGUGAAGUGACAGCCUGCAUCUUAAUGUUUCUAAGCUUGAAGUCUCAACCAUUUUAUCUUUUUUUGCCCCAUUGUUCAGUUUUGUUUUUGCGGGCCUUUGUCACGAGCAUCCUUUCAUCUUUCAAUCUUUCCUUUAUGAGCUGUGAGCAGUCAUAACAAAAGUUAUUUCACAAAUGUCCUGAUUGAUGUUGGACAAACAUUUUUUCUAUAAAGGCAGCUUCAGUGGAGUGACAGACACGACUGACUGAUCGCUACACGACUGAACAAUGUAACAAAUACAACUAUAUGCUUUAUAUGUGGAUGCUUAAGUUGCCUUUACCCUGAAUGUUCAAGGAAGACAACUUCCAAAUGCCAAAUCAAAUAUAUUUGUCAUUGCAGCUGAACAACUUCUUAUUUUAUUUUUCUCUUCGUCCCUGUUUUAAGUGUGCUCAGCGAUGGCCUAACAAAGACAAAUGACUAACAGAGUAUAUUAGAAAAGUUUUGUUUUUUUCUAUUAUUGUGUUUUAGAUUAACAAAUGAGUUGGAGAAAAACUCCUAACAAAAGACAUCUUCCCUGAAUCUGGAUGGCCUUAGUCAUACAGUAGGACUGCAGUUUGAUUUCCUCUCAGCGUGUGUGAAGUACAGAACAAGAGCUCUUGUGUUUUUCGAGUCCUGCCGACAAAGGUUGUUCCAUAAUCAUGUAUUUAUAGAUGACAAACAGUUGGCUGAAAGUGUACCAGUCCAGCUAAGCUACUUCUCAAGUACAAUACAAGUACAGAGCUCUUAAAUAAUACGAUUGGAUGGUGUAUAUUGUCUGUUUUGCAUAAUUGAAUCACGAGAGAGGACAGUCUUCAUCAGAUAGCACUGAUGGUCCAUUUUGUACACAAUUUGUCCAACAUUUAAAUGUUAUUUUACCAUAUAAGAGAUGUUGAUUUGUUUACAUCAUAAAGUGUUUGAUUGUUUUCUUUAUUGUUUGUGUCAAUUGAACAUCCACAACUUGGGGCCUUCUCUCUGUGUCCAACACUAAACAGACUUGUAUUAAUAUAUAUUUCAAAACUAAAACCUGUUUGCUUUCAAGAAUAAAAUGUAUUGUAUAUUCUUAUUUAAACAAAUGUGUGCCUUGCAGGGUUGUUUGUAUAUAAACAUGUAAUAAACUUUGUUAACUUUUA
Messenger RNA from Cottoperca gobio, 3036 nucleotides. RefSeq names its product syntrophin, alpha 1 (gene snta1). Lineage: Eukaryota; Metazoa; Chordata; Actinopteri; Perciformes; Bovichtidae. Gene Ontology annotation, cellular component: neuromuscular junction; intracellular anatomical structure; dystrophin-associated glycoprotein complex. The record is from RefSeq and is a predicted model, not a curated record. Gene Ontology annotation, molecular function: protein binding; structural molecule activity. Bases 116 to 1579 code for a protein of 487 amino acids. The transcript is spliced from 8 exons.